AUGGAGCCUGUUUAUAAGCGGUUGAACGCAGAAAUAGAAAAAGCACAAGGUAUUCAAAAAGAAAUACAGAAGAUUUUCCAGCUUCAUCGUCAGUUAUCUGCCCAGCUUUCUGAGAAUGAAAACGUUAUUGAAGACUUUGGGUUACUAAAUGAAUCCAAUGCUAUAUACAAACUUGUUGGUCCAGUUUUAGUCAAACAGGAUUUAUCUGAAGCUAAAGAAACAGUCAAUAAAAGGAUAAGCUACAUAACAUCUGAAAUAAAACGUCAUGAUGAUAGGAUAAAAGAACUGGAAAAACAGCAGGAGAAUUGCCGGGAACAGAUAAGCAAAUUACAACAAAAACUUCAACAAGAACACACGAAAGCAGCACUAAAGGCUUAA
Molecule: messenger RNA, 378 nt
Organism: Schistosoma spindalis
Lineage: Eukaryota; Metazoa; Platyhelminthes; Trematoda; Strigeidida; Schistosomatidae
Source: the annotation of a GenBank genome assembly